AUGAUUUUUGGAGUCUUGACAGUUUUCGCUAUUAUUUCCUUUACUAAAACCAAGUCACUUAAUGCUGUGUGGCAAGAAAGUUCAUGGGAUUCAACGUGGGAUACAUGGUGGCAUUACAAAGAAGGCGUAAUAGGAGGUCCAAGUCACUGGGGGCAGACAGCGCUCAUGGCUAUUACUAAUGACGUUUGGUCAGCUUGCUAUCAAGGAAAAAUGCAAUCACCAAUCAACAUCUCUACAAAGCAUUUAGUAUUUGAUACUAAUUUGGAACCGAUAAAAAUACUAGGCUUGGAUAAACAGAUUGACGUGGAGAUAGUGAAUACUGGACAGGAUUUACAAAUGAAGAUUCUUGAUUCAACAACGAUAAUUAUAUUCAGUGAAGGACCAUUAGUAUACGACUACAGACUGUUUGGUGCUAUUAUAAAAUUUGGUUCAAGAUCAAGUCGUGGUUCAGAUCAUCAAAUUGAUGGUAUUUCAUUCCCGGCGGAGCUACAACUAUAUGCAUUCAAUUACAUUUUAUAUCCAAAUUUUUCUGUUGCGCUAUCUAAGCCGAAUGGGUUGGCUGUAUUGUCUAUCUUCUGUCAAGUUGGCGAUCGGUCGUCAGCUGAUUUGGAAGCUAUAUUUUCUAUAGCAGAUCAUGUGCAGUUGAAAGGGCAGUUUAAAAAGCUUCACGGUUUGUUGUUGGAUGCAAUAAUACCAUCAACUGUUCACUAUAUGACAUAUCAAGGUUCCUUACCUUUUCCAGCUUGUUAUGAAACAGUCACUUGGAUUAUACUCAAUCAACCAGUUAUAAUCACGGAAACACAGUUAAAAUCUCUUCGUCGGCUUCGAAUUUCUUCAUUUUGGGAAUCUGGUAGAAUGGCUGAUAAUUAUCGAACAAUUCAGAAAAUUAACAGGCGCUCAGUAAGAACAAAUAUUGAUUUUGAACAAACUCAACCAUACUGUUCAAUGCAAUCUAGACGAUCUUACAUUGUAUCAAAGAAAACUGUUGAAAACUAA
This is a messenger RNA of Schistosoma rodhaini, 996 nucleotides long. The record is from the annotation of a GenBank genome assembly. Lineage: Eukaryota; Metazoa; Platyhelminthes; Trematoda; Strigeidida; Schistosomatidae.